UGCCCAUCAAAUUUCUUUACCGCAAAGCAUCCAAUCCUUUGACUUUCGAAAGUAUCUGGGGUUUUCUUCUUCCGAAUCUCACCAUGUCUCAGACCGUCGUUCUGAAGGUUGGCAUGUCAUGCCAAGGAUGUGUCGGGGCUGUCAACAGGGUUUUGGGGAAGAUGGAAGGUGUGGAGUCUUUUGACAUUGAUAUUAAGGAGCAAAAAGUGACUGUCAAGGGUAAUGUGGAACCUGAAGCGGUUCUAAAAACGGUUUCAAAGACGGGAAAGAAAACUUCAUUUUGGGAAGCAGAAGCUCCUGCUGAACCUGAAUCGAAGCCUGCAGCUGCCGUUGCCACUGCAUGAUAUAUAUGAUCAUUGCAAUGAUGUUAAAAUGGAUUAAAGCUAGUAUGCUUAUGGAAUGUUAUGUCUUUAUCAUGAGUGUAGUGUGUUAUAAAUAAAGUGUUUGUCAGCAGUUGAUAUUUUAUAGCAAAACAAUGUUCUGUAUUUCAUAUAUUUAAAGAAUGCAAUGUAUAGGUUUUAAGUUUAAGGAAGUUCUCUUUUAUCCUAA
Molecule: messenger RNA, 549 nt
Organism: Ipomoea triloba (trilobed morning glory)
Lineage: Eukaryota; Viridiplantae; Streptophyta; Magnoliopsida; Solanales; Convolvulaceae
Product: copper transport protein ATX1-like
Exons: 3
Coding region: 84-344 (86 amino acids)
Molecular function (GO): metal ion binding
Source: RefSeq, a predicted model, not a curated record